This is a messenger RNA of Chelonoidis abingdonii (Abingdon island giant tortoise), 889 nucleotides long. It is a transcript of the gene PLP2, whose product is annotated as proteolipid protein 2. The record is from RefSeq and is a predicted model, not a curated record. Gene Ontology annotation, cellular component: membrane. Lineage: Eukaryota; Metazoa; Chordata; Testudines; Testudinidae.
CGGCUGAGCCCCGCCCGCCCCACGCCCUGCCCCGUCUGCUGACAUCUCUGACAGUCCCUUGACAGCCGGAGCCGUCUGGGGGUUCUCCAGGGCCAUGGACUCCUCUAGCGGCACCCCAGGGUGCAUGGGGCAAUGCACCAGCUUCCUCCGCUCUCACAAGGGCACCGUCCUGGCGCUGGAGAUUGGCCUCUGUAUUGUUAUCCUGAUCUGCUAUGGUGCUUCUCGGACCCCUGGUUAUACGGGUGUGGCCAUCUUCGAGAUGGUGUUUUCAAUCGUCUUCUUCAUCAUCUAUAUGCUAGGAUUAAACAAGCAGCUGGCUGUUGUCCACUGGGGCUGGAGCGAUUUUGUCCGCGCUCUCAUUGGUGCUCUGCUCUUCCUCAUCACCUCCAUCAUCGUCGUCAUUGGCCACAGGGACGGACCUGGGAUCGCAGCUGGGGUCUUUGGGCUCCUGGCGGGCAUCCUGUUUGCAUACGAUGCCUAUAUUACAUUCCCCACCCUUCGGAAAACCCACACAGCUGCCCCCACUGAAUCCCCGGAGGGGGUUAUUCAGGUCUGAAGAAAAUGUCAGCAGGACCCCCGGCCCCCACUUUGGUUUGCCUUUCGCCCCCCCCCCCCCCCCCGUGCUGUUUUUCUAGAUCUGUCUGUACAUACUGCUGGGGGGGGCAAGAAAGAGGAACCCUCCACCCACUAAUCCUUCUCUCCAGUCCCAUCCCCAAUUCUGCUCCUACCUCAAGGCCACACCCAUGUUUGGAAGGCCUUGACAAUGGCAAUCCCACCGCCACUUCUCUGGUUGGCUGGAGCGAUGGGUGAGGCAGUGGGGUCUAGGGUAAUAGAACAGGUGUGGGCCAGAGGUGUUGGAAGGUUGGGAGCCAGGAUCCUGGGUUCUAUC